GCUAGUCUUGUAGUUAACUUAAUUAUUCUACAAAUUUUUAAAUCUUAUGUAUUAUUUUCACAUAACUAGUAUCUGAAUAUUAGUUAAUUAAUAAAAAUGAUUUGAUAUACUCUUAGUUCUGAUUCUUGAUCAUUCGUGCCUCUAAAUUUGAGAUUUCACUAUACAUUUCGUCGUCGUAAUUAUCGAUUUAAAAAUGAGUUUGGUGGGGAAAAAAUGCGAAUCAAUAUCUUUACUGGAAUCUAAUAAAGACGAAACAAUCCAAAGUGAUAUAACGCCAGAAGAUGUUUUGAGAUUGGACAGGAUUACCGAUACAUAUCUGUGCAGUCCCGAAGCGAAUGUAUACGACAUAGAUUUUACAAGAUUCAAAAUAAGAGACUUGGAGACUGGGACUGUUUUGUUUGAGAUAGCGAAGCCGCCCACCGAUUUUGGUGUGGACAACGAGGGUGCGGAGGAUACACUAGAAGAACCACUUGACCCAAAUGCAGGCAGAUUUGUCAGAUACCAGUUUACUUCACAAUUUUUAAAAUUAAAAACUGUAGGAGCUACAGUGGAGUUUACAGUGGGAGCACGUCCUGUAAAUCACUUCAGAAUGAUAGAGAAACAUUUCUUCAGAGAUACUUUGCUCAAAACAUUUGACUUUGAGUUUGGUUUCUGUAUUCCUUUUUCGAGGAAUACUUGUGAACACAUAUAUGAGUUUCCAGCACUGCCACCAGACCUUGUUGAAGAUAUGAUUACAGCACCAUUUGAGACAUGCUCCGAUAGCUUCUAUUUUGUGGACAAUCACCUUGUGAUGCAUAACAAAGCAGAUUAUGCUUACAAUGGAGGAAUCAACAAUUAAUGAAAACACUUCGGGAUAUGGCCUUAAAUCAUAUUUUAAAUCUACAUUGGCACAGAAUAAUUAUGUAGUUAACAUUUUUCCAAAUAUAUAUUUUAAGAUGCCGGCACUACAAACAAAUUAUGAAGAAUAGUCUCAAUUUUCAAUUAUAGAUAUACAUGUAGAUGUCCUAUAUCUAUACUUUUUAAUAAUAAAUAGAUUAGUUGAUCAAAUAACUCAUUAUAUGAGGGACAAUCAUCUCCUAAAUUAUGCCAUACAAGAGGUUGGGAAGGAAUCUACAAAGUGGGACACUGGGACAAACGGUCAGCAGAGUAAUUAAUUCUAUGAUGUUACAUUGCAAAAGUUCAACUAAUCGAUUAAUUUAAAAGUGAAUAUAGUGUUUCGAAACUUUUUAUGAAAAUUUAUAAUAUUAUAUAAUUUGAUGUAGCUAUAUUUGUAAUUUAUGACACUAAUAUAAACACUUAGUCUAAACUAAGACAAUAUCAUAUUUGGUCCUUAAAAUAAUAUAAAUAUUUAAAAAUAUUGUAAUAUUCCUUGCUAUCACUGUUCAUGUUGAGCAGUCUAAAUCGAUUACCUGGCCAAAUGUAGGUAUUUGGUAAAGAAAUAUAUACAGAAACUACAACCUGACAACGUGAUCACAUUGAAUAGUUAAAAACAUUAGAUCUCCAUAAUCACAUAUGUUUCAAUAUAACAUGUAUACAAUAUAUUGUUAAA
Messenger RNA from Achroia grisella, 1549 nucleotides. RefSeq names its product protein unc-119 homolog (gene unc-119). Gene Ontology annotation, molecular function: lipid binding. The coding region runs from base 194 to 838 and encodes 214 amino acids. Gene Ontology annotation, cellular component: cilium. The transcript is spliced from 3 exons. NCBI's taxonomy places the organism in Eukaryota, Metazoa, Arthropoda, Insecta, Lepidoptera, Pyralidae. The record is from RefSeq and is a predicted model, not a curated record. Gene Ontology annotation, biological process: nervous system development; lipoprotein transport; cilium assembly.